Molecule: messenger RNA, 2969 nt
Organism: Frankliniella occidentalis (western flower thrips)
Lineage: Eukaryota; Metazoa; Arthropoda; Insecta; Thysanoptera; Thripidae
Exons: 11
Coding region: 93-1313 (406 amino acids)
Source: RefSeq, a predicted model, not a curated record
UUCAUGAGAAAUCACUAGUUGCCAAGCGCUGGUGGAAGUCAUAUAAUGCUCCUGACCCAAAUGCUGUUGUGAGCAAGCAAAACAAUUAAAUAAUGGAACGCAUGGCACCAAGCAUUAAGCCUAAAACAAAACAUGCAAAGUUUAAUGAGUCAAUGAAAUUGUCAGGUGAACUUGCGGAUAUCCUUUCAAUAUGUAGCCCAAGAGUGUAUGGUCAAAGGACUCAAUUGCUAAAGGGCAUCAUUGAUUCUUGGAGGAAGAAUGACGAAGUGCUCCUUAUACAUGGGACUGAUUCUGCUGCCAUUGAGAAGGAGAAUAAUGACAAAUUAGAGGGUGAAGUUUUUGUAGAACCGGAAGAAACCUCUGACAAAUCUGUUGAAAAAGAUCAGGUACAAAAUGAAGAAAAGUCACAUUUGCAAGAGAGCGAUGAUAUCAGUGAUAACUUAUCAGAAGAUGAGAGAGAGGAAGUUAAAGGUUCAGAUGCUGAAACAGAUAGUGAAGCAGGUGACAGUGAUGAACAUUUUAGUGGAGUUCAAGAUGGAAUUAGCGAAACAGCAGGAGAUGAUGUAGGCGCACACCAAGAGUAUGAAAUACAGCCAGAUAAACUUGAAAACUAUAUACCGGUAAUUGCUUUUGAAAAAGAUGACAAUGAUGACAGUUUGGGUUUUGGUGCAGGUCUAGACCAGGAGGAAAUUAAUGGUACUACCACUACUACAAAGAAGGGAGAAGAAAUUGAUGAGCGAAUAGCAUUUGAUACUCAUACUGAUAAAAGUGACAGUCAUCAACCGCUUCUGAAACAGGAACCGAAUGAUGAGUCUUUCAAUAUUUCUGAUGAUGAGAUCUUGUGUGUAUUCGAUGGCAACGUUUCUGCAGAUGGCCAACAGAACAAGAACCAAAUUCCAUCUGGUUCAGUUCUACCCGCUCCAGUACAGUCUAAAGGAAGACCCAAACAGAAUAGGAGACAGCUGCAUACUGCCAUUGGAACAUUACGGAAGACUGCGGUUAAAGUAACACAAAAGCCAAAACUUAUUGCAUCAGAACAGGCACAGGUGAACCCAUCUGUCGUUAAACUGCCCCUAGCACUAAAAAUAGUUGGCCGUCCAAAUGGCUUGGACAAGUCAACAAUUCCCAAACUCAGGAAAAGAACUAGUACAAAGAAGGACCAUCUUCGUGCAUUUAAUGGAGAAGAGUCGGACAGUGAUGUUGAUGGCAAUGUAAAGAGUUCUGCUCCCAAAGACAGGCCGGACAAGCCAAAGAACUACUACAUACCACAUUGUUACUGCAUGAUGAUAGCAAAAAAAUUAGUUAUCUGUUAAAUGUUUACUUUCAAAAACAGAAAAUAUUUAGUCAUUGUUUGCAAUUAAUUUAUUUUUCAGGAAUAAAUCCUAUCGACAGAAAGGUAGAAUUUACUUUUCUUGCCCGGAUAAAAAAUGCAAGUAUCUGAGGUGGGCGAACACUUUGUUCAAUAUUGACCCUGCAACAUUUACUGAUGAACCCAAGGACUUAUCUUCUCUUUUAGACGACGAGGACAGUAAUGAGGUCAUUCUGACCUGUGCUAUGCCAGGACUAUCGUGCCCUGUUUGCACCUCAAGUGGACCUCCAGAUGAACAUUCAGCACAUAAAUGUGCUGUUUGUAAAAAACCAGUGCACGCGAUCGGAUGUUCUGUGCUCAGACCCCAAGGUGAAGAGGGUUUCGGGGGUUCGGGCAGGAUUUGCCUUGCCUGCAACCAAAGUGGUGAGCUGCUUUUUGACUAUAAUCUUUUUAUUACUUCACAGUUCUGCAUAUCACAUUUUUCUGCGUUUCUCAUGAGUGGGAUAGGGUUUGUUUUUGAAAGAGGGGGAGGGGGGGGAGGGUAAAGGAUUUUUGUGUUGUUUUUUUACCAUGCAGGCAAAUAACAUCCUAUCAAGGAUUCCACCAGCCCUUCUGAGGGCUUCGACUGUCCUUUUGAGGACAAACAGUCCAUUUAUGGGCUUCGAUAUUUUUGGUGAGUUACUGCAGCAGUUGUAGUGAUAUGCCUUUCCCACUGCCUGUUCUAAUUUGCUGUAACUGUAAGCAAGUUCAACUACAUUUGGAUUUUAAAAUUAAGGUGCUGGUAUGAGCAGCUUUAGUGAGGUUUUCUUCUCUUUCCUUACCUUCUUCAUUAUGUAACAUGUCUUGGUUCUCUGUAUAAAAUUUAUCAUUCCUCACUGGUAUUUGUUGUGUCAGUUUUAUUGUUACUGCACAGAUCUUUUCCAAUUUCUUUUGCUGUUUUCAAAUGAAAUGCUAAUCCGGCUUCUUCAACACUUAUCCCUUGAACCUUAUUCAAAGACCUUGCAUGUUUUAUCUAAAUCAAUAUUUAUUUUCUCUUAGCUACUGGUCAAAUGCAGCAAUGCUGCAGUUGCAACUUGGAGGUCACUGGCCUGCAGAGAUGUAACACCUGUAAUAAGUCCGUCCAUUCCAUUCCCCCAUGCUCUACUGUAGUAGACACUAGUCACCGUGUUUGUCGUGGUUGAAAACAACGCCAAAAUAGUAAAAGAAAGCUUUCGACUUCGCUGCCAAUGAAUCAGCUCAAAAAUGUCAAAAGACCAUUAUUUCCUGAAGCUUUCACAUCACAACCAGGUAUACCAGUUCAGAAAAUAACUCCCAAGAAAAGCACCAGAGGUAGAACGCUCACCAAAAAAACUCCUUUCUCACCCUCGCAGUUGCCUACUUUUGUUUCCAGCACUUGGUUAUGUUUUACUGUAUUUUAUUCUAUUCAACAAUUUUGUAUGCAAGUUAUUUCACAUGUCUAUCCUGACGUUUGUUUGUAUAACUUUGUUUUUGUUUCAUACAUCAUUUUAAAUGUAUUCUGCGCAAUUUCGUAUUUAAGUUUUAUUUCAUUUGUCUAUCCUGACGUUUGUUUGUAAAACUUCGUUUUUGUCUCAUGCAUCAUUUUAAAUAUAUUCUGCAAUUUUGUAUUUCAUUUGUAUUAUUUCAUUGGUCCAUUUCUGCA